AUGCCAGGGUUGGGUUCGGACCACAGGUCUUGUGCACCCUUCCGGUGCCUAACUGCGAUGCCGCCAGAAGGAAGCACGAGGGCUGGGAUACUGCCAGGUUGCCCAAGCUUAGACAGGGGAAGUCGGGAGGCAGAGGUCGGGUUCGAACCACGGACCUUCCGGUCAGUAAAUUCGUGCUCUAACCACUUGGGCCAUCUCGCCUCUCAGGUGCGAACUACGUAUGGUGCUAACAAUUACAAAAUUAGACGUAUUAAGAAAAUGACUAAACAACAGUGA
Messenger RNA from Opisthorchis viverrini, 276 nucleotides. RefSeq lists its product as hypothetical. The coding region runs from base 1 to 276 and encodes 91 amino acids. The transcript has 2 exons. NCBI's taxonomy places the organism in Eukaryota, Metazoa, Platyhelminthes, Trematoda, Opisthorchiida, Opisthorchiidae. The record is from RefSeq and is a predicted model, not a curated record.